CGGUUACGAUCAAGACAUCUUUCGCCAAAAAUUGGCAACAUGUAUCCGGUCGAGAGUGAGACUCGAACUAGUCAGGAUUAAAAAGAAGUACCCAGCAGAGGGGGCUUUUGUGACCAGGGCACUGAUGGCUAUGAAGAACAUUGUGACAUGCUUCAGUGGAUCUCACACUUAUUGUGCAGAGAGAUCCCUGGCCUGCAAUGCUCACCUGGAGUCCUUCAGUACUCAGUAUCUUCCAUAUGGAAGUUACUUAAGUCUGGUCACAGAAGACCGCCGCAAGCUGGAAUCGGUUAUGAAUAAGUCCCUGACAACUGAAAUUUUGAAUAAAAUUGCUAAUCUAUAUACAACCAAUCAAUGUGAGAGCUUGCAUCACAGAGUUUUUACAUAUGCACCAAAAUCUGUGUUGUUCUCAAGAAAUUUUAAUGGACUAUGUCACUCAGCAUGCCAUUCAUCCACAUUUGGAACUACAAAUUACAAACAUUUUGGUGUAUGCAGCAUUCAAUAUAGUCAAGAAAUGGCCGAGAAAUUGGUAUUUUAGUACGACAUGUCCAAGACAUUGACUGACCCAACAAACAAGACUGAACAGUCAAGAAUUCAGAACUGACCAUCAACUCACAUUAUCUCAUUUUAUCUAAUAAAAAGAACACCGUGAAUUGAACUGCAUGUGUGAAUAUUGAUGACAUGCUUCAGUACAUAUUAAAUAAUUCCUCCAACUACACAUUCUGUUGUUUUAGAUUUACAUUUGUUGAAUUAUGAACACAUGAGUGAUGAUUCUAUGUGAAAUUGUGUUGAAAUAAAAGAAUGCCUCAAAUGUCCAUAGAGUGUCAUCACACACAUACAUGUAUAUACACAUACACAUACAUGUAUAUACAUGUACAUAUACAUAUACAUAUAUAUAUAUAUAUAUAUAUAUAUAUAUAUUGAUUGAUUGAUUGAUUGAUUGAUGACAUGCUAUGACGUCACAAUGCAAAUGCAUUGAUGAUGUCACAAUAUACAUGACGUCAUAAUCACAUACAUGUAUCAUCACAAUGUAAACAAUCAUGAAUGAGGGACUAUGCUGUUAAAUGAUUUUCAACAUGCCUAGAACUGAUAGACACAGGCAAGGCAAAAAGAAGAAAACACGCAAGACUACAUUUCUAAAGGGACACCUACCUUGGAAUAAGGAUCAGCAGCCUAUCAGCAGUGUUCCUUGCACAGAGUCCACCUCUGUCAAUAUCCCUGUGUGUCGUCCGGAGAAAGCAAUCUAUGACGCUUCAAUUCUAAAGUAUGAGGGUCCUCCAAAUACCCUUCCAGGAAAGCUAAGACCUAAACAUGAAAGAAAAGAGGAUGAACCGUUAGACAAUUCAUCAGAAAAUAUAAUUGUUAACUUCUGUAAGUUAAAAGAAUUCAUUAAAUCAAGCAUUAGCCAUAACUGCAGGCGACAAGACAGUUUCAAUGUGGCAAUUGCUAAGCGAAAAGGAUUGUGUGUAUGUCUGCAGGCGAGCUGCACAAACUGUGGUUUUGAUACCGGUGUGCAUAAACUGUACACCGAGUGUACAAGCAACAAAAGAGGUCCCGCCGCAGGCUGCUUAAAUGAAGGCCUCUCUAUGGCCACCGUUAAAUCCAAAAUGGGAGGAACUGACGUUCAGAUGUUAAUGGCUUGUCUUGAUAUUCGUGCUCCCAGUUUAACUAUAAUCAACAACAAAAUCAAUAAGCAAUGUGAAAAAAUGAUAGAACUAAAUGAAAAAUCCAUGGUUGAGAAUCAGAAGUUUGCCGGCCAAGUGGCAACCUUCAUCGGAGAGGGAAACAACAUUGAUGUCGAAACGGACACGUGCUUCAACAACCGUAACCAAACUGGGUACGAAGCCGGCACGCAAUCAUUCUGUCCGGUGAUUGAGAAGACAACUGGUCUUAACCUCCCAAUUGCAAUGGCCACUGCGAGCAAACUGUGUUCAAAAAUAAACAUGUGCACCCAUGAGAACAACAAAUGUUCACUGACCUACAACCCUGAUGAGUCUAUCUCCUCCAGUGAAUCAAAACUGACCACUAAAAACUUGCAAAAGAUUCAUGAUCUCAAAAUUGUAUCCAUAAAAUCCUUAACUAGUGAUGCAAGCUCUCAAAUCAGCAAGGUUGUUAGAGAAGUUGGGAAAAAAAAUGAAAUCGUUAUCAAGUACUUCCAAUGUUUUGUUCACCGACUACGCACAAUUCAGAAAAAAGUGAAAUCCAUACAGUUCUUAAAACUCCCGGCCGGUUACGAUCAAGACAUCUUUCGCCAAAAAUUGGCAACAUGUAUCCGGUCGAGAGUAAGACUCGAACUAGUCAGGAUUAAAAAGAAGUACCCAGCAGAGGGGGCUUUUGUGACCAGGGCACUGAUGGCUAUGAAGAACAUUGUGACAUGCUUCAGUGGAUCUCACACUUAUUGUGCAGAGAGAUCCCUGGCCUGCAAUGCUCACCUGGAGUCCUUCAGUACUCAGUAUCUUCCAUAUGGAAGUUACUUAAGUCUGGUCACAGAAGACCGCCGCAAGCUGGAAUCGGUUAUGAAUAAGUCCCUGACAACUGAAAUUUUGAAUAAAAUUGCUAAUCUAUAUACAACCAAUCAAUGUGAGAGCUUGCAUCACAGAGUUUUUACAUAUGCACCAAAAUCUGUGUUGUUCUCAAGAAAUUUUAAUGGACUAUGUCACUCAGCAUGCCAUUCAUCCACAUUUGGAACUACAAAUUACAAACAUUUUGGUGUAUGCAGCAUUCAAUAUAGUCAAGAAAUGGCCGAGAAAUUGGUAUUUUAGUACGACAUGUCCAAGAC
Molecule: messenger RNA, 2776 nt
Organism: Magallana angulata
Lineage: Eukaryota; Metazoa; Mollusca; Bivalvia; Ostreida; Ostreidae
Exons: 1
Coding region: 1062-2759 (565 amino acids)
Source: RefSeq, a predicted model, not a curated record